Messenger RNA from Aureobasidium melanogenum CBS 110374, 1545 nucleotides. RefSeq lists its product as uncharacterized. Lineage: Eukaryota; Fungi; Ascomycota; Dothideomycetes; Dothideales; Saccotheciaceae. The transcript is spliced from 3 exons. The record is from RefSeq and is a predicted model, not a curated record. Bases 1 to 1545 code for a protein of 514 amino acids.
AUGUUCCCCAAUACACACUCUCUCUUCGUUUGGUGCCUUGCGGCUUGGUUAGAAGUGGAAGGUGCCAACCUGCCUUCCAGACCAAAGCCCAUUGUUGUUUCUCAAUGCCCACCUAGCAAUGCUGGUAUACCUUUGGACUCGUUUGUGUCGUUCUCGUUUGAGCUGUCUUCAUGGCCGGAUUUUGCUGUACCACAUUUCCUCAUGAUCAAACACAGAGACAUUGCAAUUUUCGAUGCUUCGCAAAAGACCGGUCUUAUCGGUGUCAUACGUCCAAACAUCUCAGCCGACUACCCAACCAUCAUCACCAUCGGUCCUUCCUUCUUCGACUCUUACAAGACUAUGCCCAAGGGAAUGAGAUACACGCAUGGCUUUAAUCUAGGCGCCAACUAUUCGGCCAGUAGAGCAGCUACCUUUGCCUCUGCUGCCUAUGCCUGCAAAGCCAUUGGAGAAAACCUUGAUUACUGGGAAUACGGCAACGAACCCGAUCUCUUCCAUGCAUCAGGAUACCGUCCAUUGAACUACUCCGAUGCCGAUUAUGUUGCCGAAUGGCUCAAUGGAACUUCGCAGAUUGAUCAAGUCGUCAAGUCAGCUUGUCCUUCUCUGAAAGGCACAAAGUUUAUGGCACCGAGUAUGGCCGGUGUGGGUGCUAAUGGCUACAAUACCCUUGACCCUGUCAAAGUAUUCGCGGACGAUCUAAACGCAGAUCAUAGUAUCGGCAUCAUCUCUUCCCACAACUACAUGGGUGUUUCCACUUUCCCUGGCAUCACUCUACAAGGCACACUCAUGAAUCAUACCAAUGUGAUCGCAAAAGCAGAAGCCCAAGUCAACGUGUCAAGAAACAUCGCAGCUUUGGGAGGGGAUCUAGCUCCCAAAGUUCCUUUUAUACUUGGUGAACAUAACAGUCUAGCAAGACAAGGACGCCCGGGCUUAUCUAAUACUUUUGGGGCUGCUCUGUGGGGUGUGGAUUGGAAUCUCUAUCUUGCGUCUCAGAAUAUCAGUCGUUCGCAUAUGCAUCAAGGAACCAACUAUCGCUACCAGUCCUGGCAACCCAUUCAAACGAACCUCACCACCAAAGGCACCAAACCUCCUUACUACGGCAACUUGGCUGUAGCAGCUAUGAUGGCGAAACCAUCUACAUCUUCUGUUUUGCAAAUCACUCAUCUGGAAGCUUCGUCUCAAAAUACGUCCUUCUAUACCGCUCACAUCAACGACACCCUCUCACGUAUCUUGAUCGUUGACUUGCACACCUACAACACGACUGCAAACAACUAUACUACUGGCUUCUCAAGGCCCGUGGUGGAACAUGAGUUUAUGCUGCCCAAAGGGUGUAAAGGUGGAGAUGUGCAGAGAUUAAUGGCGAAUGGCAGUGAUGCAGUCACGGGGAUCACUUGGGAUGCAAACAGCUAUGCCUACGAACUCGAUAACGGCAAAGGCGUCAGAAUGUCCAACGUCACUUGUGGCGAAAAGGUCAAGGUCGAUGGAAAGGGCAUUGUAAAAGUGCAAGUGCCAUGGAGUAGUGCUGCAAUCGUCAGUCUGGAUUGCUAG